Sander lucioperca (pikeperch) is the source of this 1291-nucleotide messenger RNA. RefSeq names its product GPN-loop GTPase 3 (gene gpn3). NCBI's taxonomy places the organism in Eukaryota, Metazoa, Chordata, Actinopteri, Perciformes, Percidae. The coding region runs from base 136 to 993 and encodes 285 amino acids. The transcript is spliced from 8 exons. The record is from RefSeq and is a predicted model, not a curated record. Gene Ontology annotation, molecular function: GTPase activity.
GGCCUUACAACGGGUGAGAAUGUCCUGAAAACCAUAAGAAGAAGUACUAAGGCAGUCUGUACCAUCAGUUUAACUAUCUACAGUUAGCGAAUACAGGGAUUUAACUGUACCAAAGCACCUUUUAAUUGAGGCAAAAUGCCUCGUUAUGCACAGCUAGUAAUUGGCCCGGCGGGUAGCGGUAAGAGUACCUACUGCUCCACCAUGGUCCAGCAUUUACAGACCCUCAACCGCUCAGCUCAGGUGGUCAAUCUGGACCCAGCAGCUGAGCACUUUGACUACCCUGUCAUGGCAGACAUCCGGGAGCUCAUCCAGGUGGAUGACGUGAUGGAGGACGCUUCUCUCAGAUUUGGCCCUAACGGAGGUCUGGUCUUCUGCAUGGAAUACUUUGCCAACAACUUUGACUGGCUGGGGGAAAGCCUGGGGCAUGUAGAGGAUGACUACAUACUGUUUGACUGCCCAGGUCAGAUUGAACUUUAUACACACCUCCCUGUAAUGAAGCAGCUGGUGGAGCAGCUCCAGCAGUGGGAGUUCCGGGUGUGUGGGGUCUUUCUGGUAGACUCCCAGUUCAUGGUGGAGUCUUUUAAGUUCAUCUCAGGAGUCAUGGUUGCCCUGAGUGCCAUGGUGUCAUUAGAGAUCCCUCAAAUAAACAUCAUGACAAAAAUGGACCUGCUUAGUCCCAAAGCCAAGAAAGAGAUUGAGAAGUACCUGGACCCAGACAUGUACUCAAUGAUGGAAGAUAACUCCGAUAACAUCAGAAGCAAAAAGUUCAAGAAUCUGACUAAAGCCAUCUGUGGUCUGAUUGAUGACUACAGUAUGGUAAGAUUCCUGCCCUUUGACCGCACAGAUGAGGAAGGUAUUAACAUAGUACUGCAAAACAUUGACUUCUCUAUACAGUAUGGAGAGGACCUGGAGUUCAAGGAGCCGAAGGAGGUUGAUGAAGAGCCUGCUAACCUUAAUUAUGAUGCAUUUUUUCAAGACAAAGUUGACAGCUGAGGACUGGAGUAGUAGGACUCCAGGAUACACUAUAUCAAGUCCAGAUGGAGAAUGGCAUGACAAUAAAAAAGGGGCAUGUGUGGGUUAAAAAGACGUGAAGAUGAAGAUCAUGAAUAUCUUGUGUCAUGUACAGUAUGUUUUUGUUCUUGGGUACCUUUUUGAUGACUCAAGAAAUGUGUGAUUUCAACCCAUUCAUGUUUUUUAUUAUGUCAGGACAGUGUUUAAUUUUAAGUUCAAGAGUUGUUAAUACAUACAUGUAUUAUUGCUAUAUUUUUUAAAUAAAAUAUGACACAAAAUA